This is a messenger RNA of Gregarina niphandrodes, 723 nucleotides long. RefSeq names its product AP2 domain protein. The transcript has a single exon. Gene Ontology annotation, molecular function: DNA-binding transcription factor activity. The coding region runs from base 1 to 723 and encodes 240 amino acids. Lineage: Eukaryota; Apicomplexa; Conoidasida; Eugregarinorida; Gregarinidae. The record is from RefSeq and is a predicted model, not a curated record. Gene Ontology annotation, biological process: regulation of DNA-templated transcription.
AUGUCCCGCGAAGAUGGGGCGGUCCAUAUGGAUGGUCCCUUAGUGGACGCGACGAACAUGGCGCUGGCGCAAGCCACCGCCAUUCCGGAGGGCAGGGUUGUGGGCGUUUACUUUGACAAGCAGCGGCGAAUUUGGCGAGCAACCUGGCGAGAGCACGGCCAAGGCAAGCGAAAGACUAAGAACUUUUCUGUAGAUGACUACGGAUUCGAAGAAGCUAGGCGAAUGGCUAUACAAUUUAGAUUAGUUAAGUUAAUGGAAGCGUCUGAUCAGGCGCUGCAGGAGCAAGGAAUACUCCAGCAGCAAGGGGUCAGCGCACAUGAUUAUGAGUCGAAUAUGACUCCCACGGGAGGCUCUAAUCGCAAGAAGAGACGGCGUUACGGCAGCCCGGAAACCUUUGCACCGAAGCUGCCCUUGUGGGCUCAGCCUUACUGCAACGAGGGUGCGGACGAAGUGCACCAAGCAUCACAGAUAUGGCCGCCAUUGUACGGUCAUCCUGCCGCUUUUGUGCACAUGGAGCAGCUCCGGAGUACUCAGCAAUCAUGGGCGGACACGAGUGAGGAUAGGAUGCAGAUGUGUGUGGCGGAACAUGCGCAAGCGCCGACACUGGAAAGGGGGAUGCUGGACCGUGCCGAUAUGGUGUCCACGGUGGACAGCAUGGGGCAGGAGCAUCAUAAGCUGUAUGAGGCUGAGCCCCGGCCAGCCGGCAGCGGCAUUAUUUGUUGA